Molecule: messenger RNA, 366 nt
Organism: Miniopterus natalensis
Lineage: Eukaryota; Metazoa; Chordata; Mammalia; Chiroptera; Miniopteridae
Gene: VPREB3
Product: V-set pre-B cell surrogate light chain 3
Source: RefSeq, a predicted model, not a curated record
AUGGCCUGGUGGCGCCUGGCUCUCCUUCUCAUUGGAGCCCUCCUGGCAGUCUCCCAGCCAGUCCUGACACAGCCAGACGCAUUGUUGGUCUUCCCAGGCCAAGUGGUCCAAAUCUCCUGCAUGCUCAGCCCCCGCCAUGGCACCGUUGGGGAAUAUGGUGUGUCUUGGUACCAGCAGCGGGCAGGAAGUGCCCCCCGCUAUCUCCUCUACUACCGCUCAGAAGAGGAUUACCGCCGCUCCCCAGACAUCCCUGACCGCUUCUCAGCAGCCACAGAUGCAGCCAAAAAUGCCUGCAUCCUGAUCAUCAGCCCCGUGCAGCCUGAGGACGAUGCAGAUUAUUACUGCUCUGUGGCCUUCAUAUCUUAG